AUGGACAAAGAUUAAGAGACUAAUAAUUUGGCUAGUACUCCUAAAAAUACUACAUAAUCUCCUUUAGAUUAUAAAGUAGAAGAAACAGACUCAUUUUGGAAUUACAAUCUUCGACAAAAAGGAAAUCUUAAUUUAUAAAGGAUAUUUGAUUAUAACCCCAAGAGUGAUGAAUUAAUUUAAUAGGUUGAGCAAAAUAUUAAAUUUCUAUUAAAGCCAUAGAUUGAUUAGUUUUUAAAAAUAAAUAAAAUAAAUGUAAAAUUGCUUAAAUAUCCGAAGAUUGAAUGGAUUCCAUUAAAAAAAUAAGUUUAAAAAAUCAAAAAAUCAAACUUACCAAUCGACACUUAAGUCUUUUUACUAUUACACUAUAAUCAGAAUGUUAUAAUACACAAUAUCUCACCAUAAUCUGUGCAUUAAUAUACAAACUACUUUCAAAUUGACUAAAAUAUAAAAAUUAGAAGUUUAAGAUGUCCAAUUUAAAUACAAUUUUACUACUGA
This is a messenger RNA of Paramecium tetraurelia, 495 nucleotides long. RefSeq lists its product as uncharacterized. The transcript has 3 exons. The record is from RefSeq and is a predicted model, not a curated record. NCBI's taxonomy places the organism in Eukaryota, Ciliophora, Oligohymenophorea, Peniculida, Parameciidae.